AUGUUCCCAUUCCAAAUCCAUUUCUCUGCGGGUCUUCUUGGUGCCGCAGCGUUCAGCCUUGCAGUCAUUGCUCCCUCGCACGUCAAGACGAAGCGCGACGUGGCUCUUCCAAUAUCAAGAUAUGAUAGCGAGUUUGAUGGGGAAAACGACCUCCUAAGUGCCAACGACGAGAACGAGCUCGCCGGCGAAAAGGAUCCAUUCGACAUUGUCUCACCUGAAGACGUCAUUGAUGGAGAGACACUUGAUGAGGAUGCAUUCUGGCGCAAGGUUCGCGUCACAAAACUGAUCCUACUCGCAGUGUUAUGUAUGCUAUUCGUCAACCACGCAGUCUCACUGGGAUAUACACUCAUCACACAUCCUUCGUCACCCAUCUACUCCAUCAUCCCGGCUAUUCUGCACCUCGUCUUCACGACAUAUCUUAUCGGCCUUUCAAUCUCAACCGUCUCUUCCUCCAACGUGGAUGAGCACUGGCCGAUUGUCGUCCACAUGUCCGCACUGCUGACUUUAUCCACGGUGGCACAAUGUAUCAGCUUGCUCGUUCCAAACGAUGGAACUAUCCAUAUCUCGACCAUUCUGGCGAAACCGUCGCUCGUCAAUGUCGACCCAAAGUUUAUCAUUCAACUCUACAAAAGGAAUCAUUUAGAAGACCAAGACGAAGAAGAGGUCUAUGGUUUCUGGUUUGCCUCCCUGGUGUUGACGACAAUAUCGAUGCUUAUCGUCAUCUUCAUGCGACGCGGUCCUGAACGAUACUUCCCCCCUGAGAGAGUAUAUACUCUCAAGUCUAUCGAAGUUGCCGCCAAAGAGCGAAAUCAGGGUACUAGCACUGGCGGACAAGUGCAUUCAGGGAAACAGGAGCCAAACGUUUGCUCAUUGGUAGCAAGCAGUGUCUGGGGCAUCAUGUUCUUCGACUAUACGACGUCCGUCGUCAUGCUGGGCUACACAGCUACUUCCCUUGAGAUUGCAGACUUGCCUAUCCUACCGGCAUACAUGCGGGCAACUUGGAUAUACUCGAGGAUGCGAAAGCUGCAACAGUCAUACGGCCGUUUACGCUCUUCAACAGAAGAACCCAAAGGUGUCUUCUCUCGGAUCCGCUUUACAUUGCACGUCCCGUUCGCCCACCUCUUCGUCCGCAAGUUCCCUGCACUCGAAAACCGAUUCCCGUCCAUCACGCAAAAGAGAACGUUUGCACCGUUCUCAUUCAAGACGUCAAAGAACUCCCCUAUGGACCUCAUUGCGCAACUUUGGAAGGCAAACCGCACUGUCUUGCUUUUGGAGAUUGGUCUCGCUGCAGCGUCUGCGCUGAUGUUCUACACACCAGCCUUCUUCUUCAAGCGCUUCAUUGCCUACCUGGAGGACGAUCCAGAUCGAGGAGGACGAGCAUCAAACCAGACCAUCCAGGCGAUGGUCAGUGACGGAUGGGCGUGGGUUUAUUGCGCUGGCCUCUUCGGAACAACAGCAGCAAUGUAUUUACUUACUGGACAACUUUGGUCAAUCUCAACAACUGUUGUCCAGCUCAAGUUUAAGAUCCAGCUGAACACAAUGCUAUUCGCUAAAACUCUCGUCCGAAAGAACCUGCCCGGAACGGCUUCUACCGACUCUGAAGAGAAAAAGAAAACUGAAGACACUGGUGCUGCCUCCAGAACGGCAGGGACGAACAGUGCAUCAAACGGCACAAGCGAUGCACCAACGACCGCAGGUCAUUCUACGGCACCAACAGCGACAACGGGGACUACGACAGCGGUCAAUGCCAGCGAGGCGACGCCACCCGUCAAGAACGCGUCUACGUCGGACGAGGAAGAGUUUUCAUCAAAGGCACAGGUUAUGACGCUCAUGACUACAGACGUCGAUCGUGUUUCCGACUUUUCCUGGCAUCUGUUUUCCCUUGUCGACAGUCCCAUUGAGAUUGUCAUUGGUGGAUACUUUCUGUACACCCUCCUUGGUGUAUCGACAUUCUGGGGCCUUGGUGCCAGUCUUCUAUUCAUGCCGAUCAAUCACUGGGCAAGCAAAAUCGUCGUCAAGGCACAGGACGAUCUCAUGAAGGCUCGAGAUGAACGUGUUGCCUUGAUGAACGAGCUCCUUGGUGGCAUACGGAUGCUCAAGUUCAUGGCUUGGGAAAGGAGCUUUGAGAAGCGAGUUCUCAAGGUCCGUGAUCGUGAAUUGGCGCAUCAAUGGCGUAACUAUGUGAUUGAGACUCUGUUCAAUGCGACAUGGCAUGUUUUCAACGGGCUCUUGCUGCCGUUAACACCCUCAAUUGCAUUCACGGCACUCACGGUAUUCAACGAGCUGCGUUUUGCACUUGGCGUCCUACCAGAGACCUUUAUCAAUGUUUUGCAAAGCAUGGUCUCCCUUCGCCGCAUUGCGAAAUAUUUGGCGACACAAGAAGUUUCUUCUGUGCCACCUCUUCAUGAACAAGACUCUCGCAUCUCCCUGAAUUCUGCGACGAUCACCUGGCCACAAGAUCGUGUGGGAAGUGCAGCGGCUACUGGUUCCAGCACCCCUGCCAUCAUUGGUCGCGCUUCCACUUCGAGUUCCUCGGCUAGCACGCCGAGACGGCGCUUUGUGCUGCUUGACCUCACCCUCGACUUCCCAGAAGGCGAACUCUCACUCAUUUGCGGCAAGCUUGGGUCUGGGAAAACACUUUUACUACUCGCCCUCCUUGGAGAGGCAGAUGUGUUGUCCGGUCAACUCCUUUGUCCACGGUCGCCGCCGGAUGCAGUUGCAACUCUCAUGGCAGUCGCCGAGGACGAAGAGUGGAUCAUUCCAAAUAUGUGCGCCUAUGUACCACAGGUUGCAUGGUUGCAGAAUGCGUCUAUCAAGGAGAACAUUUUAUUCAACCUGCCGUUCAAUGCAGAGCGGUACCAAGCUACACUCGAGGCUUGCGCGCUGCUAACGGACCUUGCAAUACUCGAAGAUGGAGAUGAGAGUGAAAUUGGAGAACGCGGGGUAAACCUCAGUGGUGGUCAGAAAGCCCGAGUCAGCCUCGCUCGAGCUAUCUAUUCCCGGGCGUCUGUCCUGCUGCUCGAUGAUGUGCUUUCAGCGGUCGAUGCUCACACGGCGCAUCACUUGUACGAGAAAUGUCUAAAAGGCCCACUGGUAGAAGGGCGCACGGUGAUUCUCGUAUCCCACCACAUCCAGCUCUGUGCUCCAAAAGCAAAGUAUAUCGUGGCUCUCGAGAAGGGCAAGCUGUUGUACCAGGGCGACGCAAACGCCUUCAUGCAGUCCUCCAUUAUUGAUACCCUGGUUCAAUCUAAACACAAAACUCUCGACGCUGGGGACGAAAUGACAGCGGAAACGGCCAUUGAAGAAGUACUGGACGCCGAAAAGGAACCAGUCAAGGACGCACAGGAGAGCGCACAACCCGUGAUGACCAAAAAAAAGGAAAAGGCCCCUCGGAAACUCGUCGAGGAUGAAGCUCGCGCAGUCGGGCGGAUUGGACGAGACGUUUGGAAAGAAUACGUCGGUGCUUCUGGAGGAAAGGUGUUUUGGGGAAUCUUCCUUCUUGCGCUUGUCGUUGCGUCUCUCUCACCGGUAGCGGAGAACGGUUGGAUCAAGGUCUGGUCCGGCGCUGUGAAUCGAGGAGAUACGUCUCACUUGCCUAUAUAUUACAUUCGAAUUUAUGCUCUGAUUGCAAUCGCUGGCCUUGUCGUUUUCACUCUACGCUUCUUUGUCCUCUACCGUGGAUCCAUCCAUGCUUCGGACACCUUGCACAAACGCCUCCUCCAGUCUGUUUUGUUUGCACCUAUUCGCUUCCAUGACACUACGAAUCGCGGAAGACUUCUCAACCGCUUUGGAAAGGACUUUGAAGGAAUCGAUUCUUCUCUCGCGGACAACUUUGGACGAAGUGUUUUCAACGGUGCAUCGCUCGUCACAACCAUUGUCACUGUUACAUACGUAGGAGGGUGGCCGUUCCUACUGGCAUUCGUCAUCCUCUCCAUCUUUUACUUUGAGGUCGCCAGAGUAUAUGGACAGACUGCCAGGGACAUGCGCCGUCUUGAUUCUGUAUCGCGUUCGCCACUCUAUUCUGUCUAUAAUGAAGCCAUCACUGGGGCUUCUAUCGUGCGGGCCUUCGGAGCGUCUAGCAAAUUCCUACGCGAUAUGCUUCGUUGCGUUGACACAAAUGCUUCACCAUAUUACUGGCUAUGGGGCGUGAAUCGAUGGAUCAGUGUUCGCUUCAAUAUGCUCUCAUCAGUCAUUAUCGGAAUCACGUCCGUGGUCAUCUUGCUCAACAGAUCCAUCGACGCUUCGUUUGGUGGACUUGCCAUGACCUUUAUUCUUGGGCUGACCGGAGAUAUUCUCUUCCUCGUCCGUCGAUUUGUCAGUCUGGAGCAGUCGAUGGUUGCAGUCGAGCGUGUCAAAGAGUUUUCUGAAUUAGAGCAAGAACCUCCCGAGUUCAUCGAACCUCGUCCUCCCGCAUCGUGGCCUUCCUCCGGAGCCAUAGAAGUCGAGGACUUAUCUAUUCGCUAUGCCCAAAAUCUUCCCGAUGUCCUGCACGACUUGAACUUUUCCAUUUCACCGGGAGAAAAGGUUGGCAUUCUGGGAAGAACCGGCAGCGGAAAGAGUACUUUGGCGCAGUCAUUCUUCCGGUUUGUAGAGGCCUCCGAGGGCAAAAUUUUCAUAGAUGGCAUCGACAUCUCUCGCGUUGGAUUGACGGAUCUCCGAAGUCGAUUGACAAUCAUUCCUCAGGAUCCUACUAUUCUAAGUGGUACGUUGCGGACCACAUUAGAUAUCUUUGAAGAAUACGAAGAUGUUGAGAUUUAUGAGGCCCUGCGCCGUGUCCAUCUUAUACCAUCAGAGGAUGAUACUCCGGUUGAUAAUGAAGAGGAAGUCAACGAGAAUGUCUUCAAAAACCUUGAUUCGCCUGUCUCUGAAGGCGGGGAAAACUUUUCAGCUGGAGAAAAGCAACUCAUCUGUAUGGCUCGUGCCAUUCUCAAGCGCACCAAAAUUCUCUUUAUGGAUGAAGCGACUGCUAGUGUUGACUAUGCCACUGAUGAGUUGAUUGGGAAAACUAUCCGGCACGAAUUCGCCGACAGUACCAUCUUGACAAUCGCGCAUCGCAUCCGUACUAUCAUCGAUUAUGACAAGGUCAUGGUCCUCGAUAAAGGUCGCAUCGUCGAGUAUGACAAGCCUGCCACGCUUCUCGCGGAUAAAAAGUCGCAAUUCUACUCACUGUGCAAGGCAACUGGUCCAGAAGAGUUUUCGGCCCUUGUUCGCCUCAGUCAACUCAAUAGUUCCUAA
Molecule: messenger RNA, 5235 nt
Organism: Serendipita indica DSM 11827
Lineage: Eukaryota; Fungi; Basidiomycota; Agaricomycetes; Sebacinales; Serendipitaceae
Source: the annotation of a GenBank genome assembly